This is a messenger RNA of Venustampulla echinocandica, 3369 nucleotides long. RefSeq lists its product as uncharacterized. NCBI's taxonomy places the organism in Eukaryota, Fungi, Ascomycota, Leotiomycetes, Helotiales, Pleuroascaceae. The record is from RefSeq and is a predicted model, not a curated record. Gene Ontology annotation, biological process: positive regulation of actin filament depolymerization; actin filament depolymerization. The transcript has 9 exons. Bases 1 to 3369 code for a protein of 1122 amino acids. Gene Ontology annotation, cellular component: SAGA-type complex; cortical actin cytoskeleton. Gene Ontology annotation, molecular function: actin filament binding.
AUGCCUGACAUCGAUCCAGCGGCGCUCAGCCGGCCGACCAUCUCGACAACUCCUAUAUUACCCCCGAAGACACUCAGUGCAUCAGUAGCAAGUGCGCCCAAGGUCUCCAAAUCUAGCCAUGUCCCGCCUAGAAUUGACCUGGAGCCGCUAUACACGACUCUCAAGACCGCCAUUGGCGAACACUGGGCAACAUAUAAAGAGACCUUAACACUUUUUAUGAUUGGCCAACUUGAUCAGGACGAGUUAGCAAGACGAAUCGAUUACUUCAUUGUGACGCCAACUGGCGAAAUAGAACACCACCAUAACCAGCUGAUUGCAGCGAUCUACGCAAAUGUCACCCGAGAAAUGCCAGAUCAUGGCGUGGCCAGUUGGGUCAGCGCGAAUGAUAAACCCACCACAGGAGCGGGCAGCAAACCCGUUAGCGGCGAUGCAGCGGAACAGAGGCUUAAGACUGAGGUUAUGCAACUACCAAGUAGAGAUCGAAGGCGACUGAAAGACUUGAGCCAAAAUGAGUUCGACCCGCAAGACGCUUUCGCCAAUGUAUUUGGUGAAAACCGUCGCCCCAAAGCUGCUAGGCUCGUGGAUCCGGUACCUGCGAGCGCUGGCGGCUUAAAUAAGACGAACUGGGAUCUUGAAAUCCGCAAGAGAUAUGCCCAGACUUUAGCAGUAGAGUCAGGGGAGUUUCCAGACGUCCAAAAUAUUGAAGGCCGCAUGUUGCCUAUUUGUUAUGAAGUUGGGCUUACCUCUGGGCAUGCGACUGAUGCGGCUCACUUUAUGUCUGUGGCUACCGAAACCUAUCUAAAGGAGGUUCUUUCCUCAAUAUUUAGUAAAACACGGAGCAACGGCCCUGGAACGGCUGGUAGUGCCGGAACCGGGGGUGGUGCUUCAUGGAUCCAAACCCACAAAUACCGAGUUCAGCUCGAGAGGGAGGAAGAGGCGUGGUUACGCGGGGAGACCCAAAGAGACAAAGGCGGUUUGCUCCCCACAGAGGCCAAGGCUGCAAGUGAACGCCCAUCACUUGGAAUGGCCGAUGUUCGAACCGCUCUUGAGCUUAAUGAUUGUGGUCUGGGACAGAUCCCGGUUGUCAUGGAGCAGAUAGUGUUUGGAUACCGGGAGGGUGAGCUUGAAGCCUGGGAUGACUAUUCUUUCCCCGAAUGUUACGAUGGUGUCAUCACCCGUGACGCUGACGGGGACAUUGAGAUGGGAGGGGUCAAUGGCUUAAAUGGUGUUAGUGGUGUUAAUGGCCUCAACAACCAUACCGAUGACGCACAGAGCGAUUCUGGUUGGGUUGGAGGCGAAUUCGAAGACAAAACUGACCUGGAUAAUCUCCUAGAUUCAUGCCUUGCGAUUGGAGCAUUGCGCGGCGUUAUGGAUUUGGACUCAGGUAAAAGGGGGCACGUUGUACAACAAGCUGUAAAUGCUGCAUGGAUGGGCGUCGAGGUUGGGAUGGUGUUCAAAGAAUUAUCUAUUCCUAUGAAUUGUGCUCCACCAUGGCGACCGGAGGAUGAUGAGCGCCUUAUGCAACGAAAAUCAAGGAUGUCGAUCGUCAUUGAUAAGAUCAUCGCAGCGUCGCCCAACACAGAACGUGGCCGCCCAACCCAACUUUCAUCCGAUCCCAAAGGAGAGCGGGUAGCAUACGCCUCAGGCAAAUCCGUCUUCCUCCGCUCUAUUGACGAUCCUACUUUAAGCAAGCAGUACAUCUCCCACACUACCCAGACAACCGUUGCGCGCUUCUCCCCUUCCGGCUACUAUGUUGCAUCUGGAGACGUUUCCGGGUCAGUCAAGGUCUGGGAUGCAGUUGAGGGCGUCAAUACAAAGGGCGACUAUCAUAUCAUCUCUGGCAGGAUAAACGACAUAGCGUGGGAUGGGGACUCCCAGCGUAUUAUCGCUGUAGGCGAUGGCCGGGAACGAUUUGGUCAUUGUAUAACAGCAGAUAGUGGUAAUUCUGUUGGCGAAAUCAGCGGACAUUCAUCCGUCAUCAACACGGUAGCGAUUCGCCAGCAACGACCUCUGCGCGCAGCGACUGGAGCCGAUGAUAGUAGCGUGGUCUUUUUACAUGGAGCUCCAUUCAAAUUCGCUACAAAGCUUGGAGGGUUGCAUAAAGGAUAUGUUAACGGUGUUGGAUUUUCGCCAGAUGGAAACCAUUUGGUCAGUGUGGGCGCCGACCGCCGAAUCCAACUCUACGACGGAAAAACCGCGGAGCCUAAGAUUCAGAUUGGCGAGGGAGAACACAAGGGCAGCAUAUUUGCAGUUUCGUGGGCGAAGGACUCGAAGCGUAUCGUCACGGCAAGUGCUGAUCAAACAGUCAAGCUUUGGGAUGUGGAAGCAGGAAAAGCUGUUCAGACCUGGAGGUUGGGGGAAGAAGGCACCGUCAGCAUCCCCGAUCACCAAGUUGGCGUCGUAUGGCCGGCUGGGCGCAGCGAUGGUAUGGUUAUCAGCUUGAAUUUGGCCGGAGACCUAAACUACCUGGUCGAAGGAAAUCCGACACCUACUAGGGUUGUCCAAGGUCACAAUCGAAGCAUUACCGCUUUGGGCUCGAGUGAGGGUGACAAAAGCCAAACCUUAUGGACUGGUAGUUUUGAUGGAAGAGUCUGCUCAUGGGAUAUUGAUUCCAAACUGGGCAAGGCGGUUGAAGGUCAGCCACACUCGAACCAGGUCACAGCCUUUGCAUCCACACCUAGCAGGGCGUACAGUGUUGGCUGGGAUGACACACUUAGAAUCGCGGAUAGGUCAAGUGACACUUUCCUCGGCGAGACAUCAAAAUUAUCGGCUCAACCAAAGGGUAUUGCUUUGGCAGAAAGCCGAGCGUUUGUUGCUACAGCGUCAGGCGUUGAGAUCUUCGUCAAGGACCGUCUGGCCGGUACUCUGGAAAUUAAAGAUUUUAUACCUACCACAAUUGCAGCUUCCGGAUCAUUAGUCGCCGUGGGAGAUGACGCCAACGCGGUGCAUAUUUACCAAGUGGACGGAAGCCACAGCUUGUCCGAGAAAGAGAAGCUCACAAACUCAACAUCACAGAUCACUGCAUUAUCUUUCUCCCCAGAUGGAUCACUUCUUGCAGCUGGGAAUUCAUCGGGCAAGAUCUUCGUAUACGACACGGCCUCCUGGCAGGUUAAGACGGACCGCUGGUCGGCUCACACAGCCAGAGUAACCUGCAUUGCGUGGAAUCAGCAAGGAACGCAUGCUGUCAGUGGUGGUCUGGAUACGAAUGUUUUUGUAUGGAGUCUCAAAGCUCCUGGAAAGAGAGUCAAGGCUGCGAAUGCGCAUAAAGAUGGUGUCAAUGGAGUUUGCUGGGUUGCGAAAGGGACGAAGAUUGCUAGCACUGGUGGUGAUGCUGCUUUAAAAAUCUGGGAUGUGUCGAACCUUGAGUAG